Molecule: messenger RNA, 851 nt
Organism: Olea europaea var. sylvestris
Lineage: Eukaryota; Viridiplantae; Streptophyta; Magnoliopsida; Lamiales; Oleaceae
Product: transcription initiation factor IIB-2-like
Exons: 5
Biological process (GO): transcription preinitiation complex assembly; DNA-templated transcription initiation
Cellular component (GO): nucleus; transcription preinitiation complex
Molecular function (GO): TBP-class protein binding
Source: RefSeq, a predicted model, not a curated record
GUUGGUGGGGUGGCUGGUGGGGAAGGUGGACGCUUGAUGGCUUCAUGAAAGGUGAGGCCUGGAUGUUUUAGAUAGAUUGCUUGCAGGUGACGUGAGAUUCUGUGCUGUCUUGUGACAUGAGAUGCAACCUUGUUGUCAAUGAUCACCAAUAUAAUUUUCUGUUAUUUUUUAAAGUCAAACUCCCUAUAUGUUGAAUCUGCCAAGUUGCUCAAAAUGGAUUAUUUAUAUCAUUGGAAGGAUUUUUCUAAUGCUUGAUAUGUUGACAUAUCUUGCAAAUUGUCAUGUUUUUACUCGGUCUGACUUUGGAUUCAAACUUUUCGCAUGAUGGUGCCAUUUAUAUGAAGGAUCGGGCAAGUGAAAUAUAUAAAAGGUUGGAAGAUCAGAAGUGUACUAGAGGAAGAAAUUUGGAGGCUCUGGUGGCUGGCUGCAUUUAUAUUGCUUGUCGGCAAGAAGGCAAGCCUCGCACCGUGAAAGAAAUUUGCUCUAUUGCAUCUGGAGCUUCAAAGAAAGAAAUUGGCCGAGCAAAAGAAUUUAUUGUGAACCAAUUGAAGGUUGAGAUGGGUGAAUCAAUGGAGAUGGGUACUAUACAUGCAGAAGACUAUUUGAGACGUUUUUGUUCUAAUCUUGGUAUGAGACAUGAAGAGGUCAAAGCUGUGGAAGAAACAGUAUUGAAAUCAAGAGAAUUCGACAUAAGGAGGAGCCCUAUAUCUAUUGCUGCAGCAAUCAUUUUCUUGAUUACGCAAUUGUCAGACUCAAAGAAACCCCUGCGAGAUAUCUCAAUUGCAACUACAGUUGCAGAAGGGACUAUCAAGAAUACGUACAAGGAUAUCUACCCCCAUGCUCCAAAGAUA